Molecule: messenger RNA, 1095 nt
Organism: Penicillium expansum
Lineage: Eukaryota; Fungi; Ascomycota; Eurotiomycetes; Eurotiales; Aspergillaceae
Product: twinfilin
Exons: 4
Coding region: 1-1095 (364 amino acids)
Biological process (GO): barbed-end actin filament capping; actin filament depolymerization
Cellular component (GO): actin filament; cytoplasm
Molecular function (GO): actin monomer binding; actin filament binding
Source: RefSeq, a predicted model, not a curated record
AUGCAGUCAGGAAUUACAGUCUCCUCGGAGCUGCACGAUGCAUUCGCCCGCUUCAACUCCGACUCCUCAACCUUCUGUCUGCCGGUAACCAUCACGGCAGAGACCCUGACACCGCUGGCCCCAAUCUCCUUCCAGGGCAGCCCCUCUGAAAACGCCUUCUUUUCAGCCCUCCCCCAGCUGUCCUCCAUCCUUCAACCUAAAACCCCCAUCUACCUCCUCCUCCGGCGGCCAUCGACUGGCUCAACCGCCGCACUUAUUGCUUUGACCUACAUCCCGUCUAAUGCGCCCGUGCGAGCAAAGACACUCUUUGCAUCGACUCGCUCAACCCUGUCCCGCGAGCUGGGCACGGAGAAGUUCGCUUCUACCGUAUUUGCUACCGAGGAAGACGAGAUCCUGGGCCAGGAUGCGUGGCGUGAGCGUGAUGGCGAGGGUCCCAAUGCUAUUUCUCGCGAAGAUAUGAUGGGUGAGAAGGAGAGGGAGCUGGAGGCUGUUCGUAAGGCCGAGGCUGAGGCACGGAGUGGCACCCCCGGGAGGGAUAUUGGUAUUGGUGGCACUUUUAGACCUGCCUCUGGCUCUGGGAUGAGGGUUUCUAUGCCGGUUGAAGAUGAUGCUAAGGCUGCGCUGAGGGAUCUGCAGGAUGGUGGGUUGGUACAACUGACUAGAUACCACUUGAAGAAAUGGGCAGUGUGGAUGGGAUAUGUGAGACUCGAGGCUAAUAUGAAGCAGACCGUUGAUGUCCGCACGGAGAAGAUCCUCUUGGCCGAUUCCCAAUCUGGAGUCGAGGCCAACUCUGUCGCCACACACAUUUCCUCCUCUUCCCCUCGCUAUUCUUUCUAUCAUUACCCCGGAUCCGAUGUCAUCAUCUUCGUGUACACUUGUCCUACUGGAUCUUCGAUCAAGGAGCGUAUGGUUCAUGCCAGCUCGCGGAGAAACGCCAUCGCGGCUGCUGAGCAGGAAGGACUCAAGAUCGAGAAAAAGAUUGAGGCCUAUGGCCCUGAUGAGAUCACUGGCGAUCGUUUGCAAGAGGAAGUCACCCCGCCACGAGACCAGGGUUCUGCGCGAGGAUUUGCCAGACCUCGUCGCCCUGGCCGGUAA